GCGUGCCAUGAUCUUGAAGCUGUUUAUUUCCGUUUGAAUCUUAAAGAGUAGUUUUUAUAUGAGAUAUGAGAUGACCCUCUAAUGUGAUUCAUGAUUUGAGUGAAUUAAAGAAACCCCAAUUGUUUGUUGCAUUGUUUACUGCUGAUGUGAAUUUGUUUUUGCUUUACUUGCCUUGUUCUUGAAUCUGGGUUUUUGUUUAAUUUGAGUUUUUAGGUUUGUGUGUAUUGUGAAGUGACCCUUUAGCAUAGUUGUGGAUUUUGUGAUUUUACGGGCAUUGGAGUUGGAUUAAGCUUCUUUUGGUUUUAAUGGCGGAAGAGGUAGUGAUAAUUCAAAGUAGCAAGUUCCAUACGGGCUCUUGGGAUGAGAGUGUGCAUUGGAUGGCGGCGAUUACUCUUACUUUUGCCUGUCAUUUUCCUGUUUCCACAUAUAAUCUCCGUUUUACAGUUACACAAGGAUUCAACUAUAGAGCAUCAGCACCAGAAACUGACCAAGAAAUUUGAUCAUUUGGUUUUUGGACCUGCUGCUGGAGAAGGUUUGCAUGAUCGGCUACAAUGCCAAGGCACUAAAGCUCUUAAUAAAACUCACUUUCCAUCUUCUCCAAGAAACUCAAAUUAUGGAGAUGGCAUCAGCUUUGUCACUGUUUUUACCACUUACAAUUCUACUGCUGAUAGCUUUAUAAAAAGUAGGUCAAGUGAACAGGUUUCUGUUGGAAAGAUGUCAUACAACAAGGUCGAGCGAUCAAUGGCUGUUCUGAAUGUCUUUGUUAAUUUCCUCGAGGUGACAAUGCCUCGUAGCAAUGUACUCAUUCUCACUGAUCCAGCAUCUACACUUCCAAUACAGAGAAACAGGGUCACACUCUAUCCAAUUAAAGGUGAAUAUUCGCGUGACAAGUUGAUGCUUCAAAGAAUCAGGUCUUACAUUGUUUUCUUAGAACAAAAACUUGAGGAGCAGUCUCAGUUACAGGGUCGAAUCUCUCACUACAUCUUUACUGACUCGGAUGUAGCGGUGGUUGACGACCUAGGACAAAUAUUCAAGGACUACCCACUCUUUGAUCUUGCUCUCACAUUUCGCAACAACAAAGAACAACCAUUAAAUUCAGGAUUCAUAGCAGUUAGGGGGAGCCGUAGUGGUAUUCAAAGGGCAAAGGUUUUCUUGCAGGAGGUGCUGGAAGUUUAUAGUUCUAAAUACAUGAAGGCUUCUCGGAUGCUGGGAGAUCAACUAGCUCUUGCAUGGGUUGUAAAAUCUCACCCUUCUUUUAAUACAAAACGAUUUACUAGGCAACAACCAUUUGAAGAGAAGAUCGGUGGUGCUUCGGUGCUCUUUUUACCUUGUGCUACUUACAAUUGGACGCCGCCGGAAGGGGCUGGCCAAUUCCAUGGGAUGCCAUUGGAUGUUAAAGUUGUUCAUUUUAAGGGAUCAAGGAAACGCCUCAUGCUGGAGUCUUGGAAUUUUUUGAAUUCAUCGCCAUCUCCUCAUAUUUCGGAUAUGUUAUGCCUUAUUCUAAGCAGUGGGAGGACAAAGUAUGAUUUUUAGGUUCAGCUUGGUUUGUCACUUCUCUGCCACUAAAAUGAAGACCAGUUCAAGAAUGUUUUACGAUUCGAUAAGAUAACUGCAGUUGCAGCUUUUGGCUUACGUGGGGUUGGUAUUUCUAAUUUAGAGGCUAUAUAGACUCUAGACUCUUGCGCCACCUUUACAACCAUAUAGUCCCUUAUGAAUCCCAAUCCUUGAUUGAAAUUGUUCGAGAAGAUAUCCCAAAUGUCAUGUAUACAGACUACAGAGCACUUGUGUUUUACUUUAUUACAAGUGAGACAACAUACAAGAUCAAUUCUCCAUUAUAUUCCUUGGUGAAAAAAGAGAGGUUAGAAGUGCUAUAUGAGCUUAGAGUCUACAUUUUUUUGAGCCUUUACUCAAGAUUUUGAUAUAGAAUAUGACCUUCAGUUAUUUAUUUUUUUCAUGUAAAUUUGAAAUUUAAGCCUUUAGAAGUGCUAUAUGGCCUUUUUUCUA
This is a messenger RNA of Daucus carota subsp. sativus, 2004 nucleotides long. RefSeq lists its product as uncharacterized. Bases 361 to 1533 code for a protein of 390 amino acids. The record is from RefSeq and is a predicted model, not a curated record. The transcript is spliced from 8 exons. Lineage: Eukaryota; Viridiplantae; Streptophyta; Magnoliopsida; Apiales; Apiaceae.